This is a messenger RNA of Tarenaya hassleriana, 1117 nucleotides long. RefSeq lists its product as uncharacterized. NCBI's taxonomy places the organism in Eukaryota, Viridiplantae, Streptophyta, Magnoliopsida, Brassicales, Cleomaceae. The transcript is spliced from 2 exons. Bases 157 to 642 code for a protein of 161 amino acids. The record is from RefSeq and is a predicted model, not a curated record.
AGGUUUUGAGUGUUGCUUCUUAGCCUCCACAUGCUUCCUCUUCUUUUUCUCUGACAAUCCCUUCGAUUCGCCAUGAGUGUACCACCAUGACGUCCAUGGUGAAGAAACCACGAAAGCAAACACUAGCAAAACCCUAGAAAAAGGUUUCGUAACACGAUGAGAGAGCUAGAGAGCUUCACUGUCACUGGAGUUGGCCGGAAUCCUUGGCCGCCCGUGGGAUCCCCGAUGGAUCUCCAGCGAGAGGAGCCUCCAUGGAGAUCCAACUCCUCCGACGACUCCGUCAGUGCUGUGUCAUUUGGGUUCGUCGCCACCGCCAUUCUCAUCUCCAUGUUCCUCGCCAUGGCUAUUUUCGAGAGAUUGAUUCGACCCACCCCUUCUCGGGCCUCUCCGGGUCGAAUCCCGUCGGGUUUGGAUUCUCGGGUCGGGUUCAAUGGCACCAAGCUCGGUUUCCAAUCUCCCAAGAUGGCUGUGUACUCAAAUGGGGUUUCGGUAUUGAUGCCAGGAGAUGAGAUCCCGACGUUCAUGGCGCAUCCAGCGCCCGUCCAAUGCCAUCGUGAUCCCGUCUCUCUGCCUCAUCAUCACCAUAAUUCAUCCAGAGAUUCUUCGACCAGCUCCAAUUCAAACUCUAUCCAAGAAUGUUGAGAUGCCGAUCCCCUCAGGCCCAAAAAAGCCGAUUUUUUUGCGCUCCUCGGGGCAACCACGAUGAAUCGAGUUGAGUUUGGCGGGUUUGUACUCGUUUUUUUUCUCUUCACGAACUUCUCUGCAUUGCUGGGGAUGAGAGAAGUAAGCUGAGGAGAUUGUGUUUGGGAUAUUUUGUGUACAUAAGAGAGAAUUAGGGUUCUAAAACUGGUAAUGGGUCUUGGCUUAAGCAUAUUGUUCAGGGGUUGUCAGGUCUCAUUUUGAGGUUCUGUGUCCAUUUCUUGUGUUAAGUGGUGAGCAGUUUAUACUUAACCGGAUAUUUCGGGUUUUGGUUCGAAUUUAGUCUCCGGUUAUUUUUGUGUGUUUUGUUUUUUGUUGUAGAGAAAUUAUAUCUUCAGUUCGGUGUUUGUAUUUAUAUUAGGGAUGGACGUUUCGGGAAACGGUUCGGGUUUGAGAUGGAAAUGGAUCAGUUCGGUUU